Messenger RNA from Tetrapisispora phaffii CBS 4417, 603 nucleotides. It is a transcript of the gene RDI1, whose product is annotated as Rdi1p. The transcript has a single exon. Gene Ontology annotation, cellular component: membrane; cytoplasm; cytosol. The record is from RefSeq and is a predicted model, not a curated record. Gene Ontology annotation, molecular function: Rho GDP-dissociation inhibitor activity; protein binding. Gene Ontology annotation, biological process: Rho protein signal transduction. Lineage: Eukaryota; Fungi; Ascomycota; Saccharomycetes; Saccharomycetales; Saccharomycetaceae. Bases 1 to 603 code for a protein of 200 amino acids.
AUGAGCGAACCUGUUAAUGAUAAUGAAUUUGAAGACGGUAAUAUCGACAACUAUAAGGUAUCCGCAAAGAAAACUGUCGAUGAGUAUAAGAAUCUAGAUGCGGAAGAUGAGUCCCUCGCUAAAUGGAAGGCCUCUCUGGGGCUGAGUUCAGAUGUCCUGCCACUAGAGUUCCCAGGAGACAAGAGAAAAGUUGUUGUCUUGAAGAUUCAAUUGUUGGUUGAUACUGAACCAAAACCAAUUGAAUUUGAUCUUACUUCGGAAGAGACUAUUAAAGAGUUAUCCUCAAAACGUUACAAAGUGAAAGAGAAAUCCACCUACAAAUUGAAGAUUAUCUUCAAAGUUCAACAUGAAAUCAUCACUGGCUUGAGAUACGUUCAAUAUAUUAAGAAGGCUGGUAUUGCCGUUGAUAAAAUCGACGAUCAUUUAGGUUCAUACGCUCCUAACACAUCUGCAAAACCUUUCUACGAAGUUGAAUUGCCAGAAAGUGAAGCACCAAGUGGGAUGCUCGCAAGAGGUAAGUACAGCGCAGUUUCUAAAUUUAUUGACGAUGAUAAAAUGAAUCACUUAACUUUGAACUGGGGUGUUGAAAUUGUUAAAAAAUGA